AUGGGUUAUGUAGCAGGAGAUUUGGUUGCUCUAGCAAAAAAGGCUGGUAUGCUUGCUGUAGAUAGUAUCAUUAGCAAGAGAACAUCAGAGUAUUACAAAGAACCGAGGCUCAGGGCUCAAUAUGAAGAAUACAACAAACUACCAUUUUACGAUGCAGAAUUGGAGAACCUCAGCAUAACCAUGGAACACUUUGUGGAAGCUGGUAAGAUGGUUCAGCCGUCUUCUAUUAUGAAAGAAUUUUUCACCCCACUAUAUGCAAAGUGGGAUGAUGUUGGAGGCCUUCAAGCAUUGAAAUUGGAGUUUGAACGCCGUGUAGUCAAACGGUUAAAGUAUCGUCAAGUUUAUGAGUUUCCUCCUUUUUCCUUUGUGGCCCUUCUGGCUGUGGAAAGACAUUGCUUGUCAAGGCUGUGGCUAAAGAAGCAGGAGCAACUUUCAUGUGCCCGGCAUCUGAUGAAAUUCGGCGAUCAGUGCGAGAUGGUGGUGCACAACAUAUUUAGUUAUGCAAGCACUCACGUCCCAUGUGUACUUUUCUUCGAUGAGUUGGACGUAGUGGCCUCAUGUGACGAUGUACCACGAUGGCCGGACUUUAGUCAGCUAAUAUCUGAGCUGAGUGAUACAGAAAUAAUGAUGGAAAGUGUUCUUGUGUUUGGUGCAACAAACAGGCCUGAAAUCGUGAAUCAUUCUGAACUCAUCGAAACACAGUUUGAUAAGAUCCUGUAUGUUCCUCUCCCUACUCCAGAAGAGCGAGGUGAGAUAUUGAAAGCUCUUGCUCGAUGCAAGCCAAUAGAUGCCGAUGUGGACCUGAUGGCCCUAGGAAACAACGUGGCUUGCCAAAAUUUUAGUGGUCGUGAUCUAUUUGCUUUGAUGACAGAAGCUUCUAAGUUCGCCAUUGAUCGACCAGCAUUGUCUGUUGGGAGUUGCAUGACAAUCAAAGAUGCAGAUUUCAAGAGCGCGUUGGCGAAAGUCUCCCCUUCUCUCUCAGCCACGGAAGUCAAGAACUGGGAGGUCCAGUCCAAGAAGAUUGAUGUUCAUAGCAGUUCUGUGAUGGACUGGUAGCAAAUCAAAGCAGUCUUUUAGAAGUAUUUCUCUCUGAAGGUUCGGCGGAAUAAAAGUAGCCACAAUGAUUCCUACUCCAACUGCAGCACACACAUAUUCCCACUGUAUCUCCUUCUCUUCCCCAUUUUCAUCAUAUCACGGUGGUGGUACAUUAGUAUCAAUGCAACUUAUGUCGAGAGGUAAACCGCAUAACCCUGAAUUUCCUUCAAAUGAAUCAGCCGAGAAUGUUGAGUUUGUCGCCCUUUUUGAGAUCGCUCCAACAAGCUUAUUGUAGGAGUGGUUCAAUUUUGAGAGGAAUGUGAGCCCUCCAAGCUCCUCCAGGAUUGAGCCUACUAGUUAGCCCACAGAGAGGUCGAGUGAUUCGAGAUUCUUAAAUUAACCAAAUGAUUUUGGGAUGCUUCCAUUGAGGGCAUUGUGGGAGAAGUUAAGAUGAUGAAAUGAGGUAAGAUUACCAAUUGUAUUUGGUAACUUUCUGUAGAAACUUUUGGAAGAUAGAUUCAUGGCACUAAAGUCUUCCCAGAUGGUUUGAAACUCCAACAUUUGCCCUGUCACGAUUAUUGUCAUGCCAACUUCGUAGAAGCCAUGGUCGUCUUCCAAAUUUCCAUCAUUCGAUAGCACCAUAGCUUGUGUGUCCAGCUAGAGAAGUUACUGAUUCCAAACUCCCACUAAAAUGAUUGAAAGAUAUAUCAAGAAUUCUGAGAGAUGGCCAACUAGUGGGACAUCUUAAAUCACCACGGAACCUAUUGGAGUGCAAAACAAGAGCAACCAAACCCGAUGUUCGAGUGCAUGGGAAAGUGUCGU
Molecule: messenger RNA, 1857 nt
Organism: Salvia hispanica
Lineage: Eukaryota; Viridiplantae; Streptophyta; Magnoliopsida; Lamiales; Lamiaceae
Source: RefSeq, a predicted model, not a curated record